ACUCCCAGGAAGUCCACAGACAAAUUGUGGUCUCAGUUCAACCAAAACUCAGACUCCUCCAGGCCCGCACAGUCUAGAACCACCCCACCAUCACCACCACCACCACCACCACCACAACCACACCUUUCCAUGGCGGCAAGACUCACGGCCGCCACAGCCCCCAAGCCCUUCCGCCUCAUCCAAUCCUCCUACCUCCUCCCCAAACACUCCUUCCUUCCCCUUCCGAAUCUCUGUCCCCGGAGCAAGGCGGUUCUAAUUCGCGCUCGGCCGAGACUAUGCUUGACGAUUUGCGUUCUAAUGGAGGACAAGAAGCGGGGCGCUUCUCCGGCGGAGAAUUCGGCUGUCGAAAUCCCCGUGAAUGUCGACCCUCAGAUCUCGCAGCGCGCCGCCGAGAAGCUUGCCAGGAAGAGAUCGGAGAGGUUUACUUAUCUCAUCGCCGCCGUUUUGUCCAGCUUCGGGAUCACUUCCAUGGCCGUUAUGGCGGUUUAUUACAGGUUUCACUGGCAAAUGGAGGGUGGAGAGGUUCCGUACUCUGAAAUGUUCGGUACAUUUGCUCUAUCUGUCGGCGCAGCUGUGGGUAUGGAGUUUUGGGCAAGAUGGGCUCACAGAGCUCUUUGGCACGCUUCCUUAUGGAACAUGCACGAGUCUCAUCACAGACCCAGAGAAGGCCCUUUCGAGCUCAACGAUGUGUUCGCCAUAGUCAAUGCAGUCCCGGCCAUAGCUCUUCUCUCAUACGGUUUCUUCCACAAAGGCCUUGUCCCAGGACUCUGUUUCGGUGCGGGUCUUGGAAUUACAGUUUUUGGCAUGGCCUACAUGUUUGUCCACGACGGUUUGGUCCAUAAAAGAUUCCCCGUGGGUCCCAUUGCCAACGUGCCUUAUUUCAGAAAAGUGGCUGCUGCCCAUCAGCUCCACCACUCAGACAAAUUCGAGGGUGUACCAUACGGCUUGUUUUUGGGACCUAAGGAAGUUGAAGAAGUUGGAGGUCUUGAAGAGCUGGAAAAGGAGAUCGAUAGGAGAGCCAAAUUGUACAAGAAUUCAUGAUUGAGAAAUGUAAUAACUUUGAGAGCAAUUUUGUAUUACAAAGUGAACGAAAAAAAAAAAAAAAAAAACUUUGAAGUAUGAGUUCUACUUGGGUUAAGCCUACAGUUUUGUGUGGGGAUUACUGUCGUAAUGCUGUACCAAAGUCUUUUUUACCAGAGAAGAAGUACAGUAUCUAUGGGAUUUGUGUAUUACUUUUAAGAGCUAAAAGUAUUAGUUCUAAAGCUUAAAUUCAUUUGCUUUAUUUUCUC
Molecule: messenger RNA, 1289 nt
Organism: Morus notabilis
Lineage: Eukaryota; Viridiplantae; Streptophyta; Magnoliopsida; Rosales; Moraceae
Product: beta-carotene hydroxylase 2, chloroplastic
Exons: 7
Coding region: 130-1041 (303 amino acids)
Biological process (GO): carotene metabolic process; xanthophyll biosynthetic process
Cellular component (GO): chloroplast
Molecular function (GO): iron ion binding; beta-carotene 3-hydroxylase activity
Source: RefSeq, a predicted model, not a curated record